AUGGCAUCGGCAGCAGAGGCCAGGGCCAUCAUAGAAGACAUCUGGCGGGAGAUGACCUUGGAUGGGCCGGUCGACGACAAGAAUCCCACGCUCGUCCUCUCAAUGCUCAAAAGGGCGCUCGAGGUGCUGUCCAAAGACCUCUACAAUGAAACAACCCAUUUCAUUCUAGAGCUAAUCCAAAAUGCGGACGACAAUGGGUACAGACUCGGAAACCCUGCCGAACAGCCAACCAUAAACUUCACGUACAAGAAAGGCGUCCUCAGGGUCGACUGUAAUGAGGUCGGCUUCUCGGAGCAGAAUGUUAGGGCCAUCUGCGACAUUGGCAAGAGCACCAAGGCCGGCAUCGGCCAUUCGACCCGCUACAUCGGCGAGAAGGGGAUCGGGUUCAAGUCCGUCUUUCAAGCGCCCAUCUGGACAACCUUCCCCGAGCCGCGCCUUGACGGCUUCACGUCUUUCCUCCUGCAGCUGUCAGAGGAUUGCGACGAGGACAACCUUGUGAAUGAGCUCACGAAACUAGACCCCCGCAUGCUGAUCUUCCUUCGACAGCUGCGCGAGAUUAACGUUACCGUCAUGAGGAAGGACGGCAAGAUAUGGCAGCGGAAGCUUCUGAGGACAGACGCUGAGGAAAAUGGCGUCCAGAUCACAACCUUAUACGAGAACACCUCGCACAGCAAUGGCAAGGAACGGCAGUACUACGUCACAAAGCAUCCUGUCAACCGCCUCCCUAAAGAGUCGAAACGCCCGCAAUGCUCCGAAUCCGAGAUCCUCCUAGCCUUCCCAGUGGCCGACUUCAACAAGGGACCAAUACAAGAGACUCAGAGCGUUUAUGCGUUCCUGCCCAUCAGAAGCUAUGGUUUCCAGUUUCUACUGCAAGGCGAUUUUCUUCUCACGGCUAGCCGUGGGGAUAUCGACACUAGCUCUCCCUGGAAUCGUGCCCUCCGUGAUGCCUCGGCCAACGCGUUCGUACAGUCGAUUGUGCGGCUCAACUGGGGACCUCUCAAGUAUUUCUGGCCGCACUACCUUCCUGUUGGUAAUGUCUCUUACUUCGAGCCGAUGAGGGAAGAAAUAUUCCGACAAUUGGCGGGAAAGAGGCUGUUGGAGACCUGUGAGAAAACCCUGGCUGACCCAUUGUCGCUGAGUCACGUACCUCUCAACUAUUUUGCUGGCAUCGACGACAAACCUGGCAAGCCUUUCACGCUCUGCUCGCACACCGCUUCUCAGUACCUCUCGCUUCAUUAUCCAGAUUGGGCAAGGGAGAUGCUGUGUGCCCUAGGCAUCAAGAAAUUGUCUCCCGAGGGCUUCCUUAAACAUCUUCAGCUUAUGAUAUCUGACGAACCCGCCAAAUUCCGAGGCAAACCCCAGUCGUGGCACUCACAACUUGCCAAAUGCCUACACAAGCUGGCACUUGAGAAAGGAUACAAAGAGCGCAUACUCGACCUGGAGAUCAUCCCACUGCGAAAAGAGCGGCCUUUGCAAGAUGCUUCCAAGUGGGUCUCUGCUCGAGGCCGCAAAAUCUUCUUAGGAGGUUCCGGUGACCUCACAAUACCCAACGGUGUCGAGGUGGACAUUGUGCACAAAAAGGCCGAAGAAGAUGACAAUCGCCGCAACAUGUUCAAGUAUCUAGGUGUGAAAGCGUGUGACGCAGCCGAAAUAAGCCAUAAGAUUAUUGAAAUGCACAGUGAGAAGGGGUUCCCAACGCGAAACCUCAAUGUCCAGCAGCUGCUUCAGCAUGCGCUGUUUGUCUUGAAUUCGCCAUGGCGCCCCCCGCAGGACCAAUAUGUUCCAUUCUGGUUUGCCACAGCCGGAAAGGGAGAAAAGCUCUACCUGGGCACCGAAGUCUACAUUCGCAUGUCCUUCGAAAAAGAGCCAUCCACUACUCGAGUAAUGGCCGAGCUUGAGAAGUCAUGUCCUUUCAUCCACCCCAACUACCAUCGCGAUGGUCCAGACGAUAAGAAGUGGUUGCCAUUUCUUUGCGCCUCCUUCGGCCUUGCGACCUUGCCUCGACUUGUAGCUACGCUUUCGGAUGACCACUUCAGACUCUCUGAGGAUAUGAAGGCCACCUUCCAGAAAUGCAAAUCGGCCGACGUUCUUGAGCUUCUUCGGGAUAAUUGGGACUACUAUGCCACUUGGGUUGAAGACGAUAGGCCCAGGAAGGACACAAAUACACGUAAGGCUUCGAAGCUAGCUGUGAGGUCGGCUUUGGGCGCUUUAAUCGUGGAGUCUCAGGCCGGCUUCGUGCCUCUGAGAGGGACAAUUCUUCCCACAGUUGACCAAGUCGUGGAUGAAAUCGCCUGCGUUCGGACUCUCAAAGUCAGGGAUCCUAAAAAUGAACGAUGGCAGUGCCUGAGACACUUCGGAGUCGCUAUCAAAAAUGAUGUGCACUAUUACCUCGCCUGCCUGGAGCACAUGGCAGGCUUGACCACCAUUGCACAGCACAAGGUCGCUCAUGUGUACGAACGAAUCGAACGCGAGUAUCGAGAGGGCCAUGAAACCAUAAUAUGGGAGACUUUCCGGGAGAAGAACCUCAUAUAUACAACCUGUGGAUCGACGGCGCCCGUCCCGACGUGGCGCUGGGUCAGCAUGGAUGAAUGCAUAGCCAAACAGCUUAGCGUGGAAACAGAAUAUCCGGAAUGCAAAAUCCUAUUCCGAGCCCUCUUAGCGAGCGGCCCCGGCGGACUACAGUCACUCAUAGCGGCUAUGUUGAUGACCAAACGCUCGACCAAAUUAAGCCUAGUAUCAGGGGCCUUCAUCAAAAUGAGUCAGGCAAUGGAGGCGAUGAGCAAUGUGAAGGCCGCCAAAAUCGGCAAGAAAUUCGGAGACAAGCCCAUAUUUCCGAUACGCGAGCGUAAAGAAAGUGAAGGCUUCGAUUCAUUGAAAGCUAUCGGAAACAGCGACAGCUGGUUUGUUGCCGAUGUUGACCACUUGGCGGAGAGUUUUGUCGGCAGAGCGGACCUCCUAGCAUUUCCGAUGACUGAUCUCCAUUCGAUGAGCAGCCUGCUAAUGGCCCUAAACAUCCAGUCACGUAAGCUUUCACAGCGCGUCAUGAGCAAAUCUACUCCUAGAGGCAACACCAAAACGGACUGGAUUCAAACAGAUUUCCUGCAGGCUAGAUCUCCUUUCAUCAUCAGCCUAAUCCCUAAAUCGAAUCCCAAUCGAGAGGCCAUCUCCCUCCAACUACAGGAAGUCACGGUCAAGAGUGCCGAUAAGAUUGUGCAAGAGCACACUUUAAAGGCAGAUAACGGUGACACAUAUUCUGGGCGUGAAAGCAUCGGCGAGGUCGCCACAUCCUGGACUACGGAGAGCCUACACAUAUUCAUGACCGCAAGUGACAUCUCUGAAUGGGAGACCCCGCUUGAUCUGGUGGACGAGAUCGAGAAACACUGCUGUAUCCCCGAACGACACCGGAGCCUCCUCCAGAAGGCGCUAGGCAAUACAAGUCUUAUCAAAUUGCGGUCUGACUUCAAAAAGAGGGGAAUACCCGUGGAUGAGCUUGAGACCGAAAAUUUCACUAGUCCCAGCAAUCCGAAAUCAAAAUAUGCCUCACUGUCGGGGGACGUACCAAUGGCGGGAUCUUUGCUCACAGAUGUAGAUGACGAAGACCGCAAAGGUUCUUUCCUUGACGGGCUUCCGCAUAGCUACCGUCGAAUUUUAACCAGCAUUGAAAGACACGGAGCUACAGAUCUAAGAGACCCCAAUCCAAGCAGGCGUCUACCAUUCAUGGACUUCACCAACGGUCAAAGACUAGAUUCUCGGGACGGCGUCGGGGACAUUGCCGAAGAUUUCACUUCUGAACUUAUUCAGAAGGCCAUUGGUUCUCACUACAAACCUGAGAUCCAUUGGACGAGCCAGCUGGGACAGAGAGCGGGUUACAGGCCAUUCAAGGGGAACAUGAUCACUUCCUCUUCUUUCACGAUCUCAGAUCAACCGGCCUCGCAGAAGAUGGUAAAAUACCUAACUGAGAUGGGGUUCUGGGCCGCCGCAAGCUGGAAUAUGACGAAAAAGGACAAGGUUGCCGCCUCGACGUUCCAUUUCGAUGUCGUUGUGACUCCUGGAGACGAACAGUCGGAAUUUUCCUGGACAACCUCGCAGUUUGAUAGGAUGCGCCUCCUUCGGAUUGAUACUAAGUCGAAAAACACUCCCAAGGAUGUUCUAGUCCUCGUAAGGAUCUGCAACGCUUAUAUUAAGCCGCGCUUCCACCUUUUCGUGGACCCUUGGCAUCUUUGCACAUCCGAUCGCCUAGCUCUCCCCAAACUGUGGGGCUUGACCGCGCAUAUAAAAGACCAACUGCCGCCACCCCCCUUAAGCGUAGAACCUCGUAAACCUCAACGAUCAGCAAGUCCGCCAACUGAAUUCCCUCUGUUCACGUCGAAUGGGCUCUCAUCAAGAUGGCAAAGGCCGGCUAACAGGGCCCAGCAGGGCAUGGAGUUGCCAAACUGGACUUGGCGAAACGCCCCUCCAACGACUUCUUUACAUGUUCAGCCGAGUCCCUGGGCGCAUCCACUGUCUCCAUACUCACCGUCACCAUACUACCAGCCUCCGACUUCUUUUGGCGGACCGCUACAUCACCAUCAACCGUCAACCUCGCAUCUACCACUAGAUCGAGAUCAUCCGUCAAUCCAUUGGGGACCACAUCCUUGUUUGGGAUCGUCGCAAUUACCAAAACGCCCACAAUGGGCAUCCGCUACUGGGUAUGCGCCCGGAUUUGAGGUAGGGCUUCCUUUCAACCAUCCAGUCCAAGAGACUGGAUCGGUCGACUUCGUAUGGCAAGAGCGAAGGCAUUAUCCAAAUCUAGAUAGGACCUCGCACGAGGCACAAUCUUCGCCUCAUGUUUUCAGCAACCCGAACAAUCCUAGUCCACCCUAUCCACCUCAAAAGGAGUUGGAAUCCACAUCGAAUGAAGCUUAUUUCACGAAGCCACUAGAAGUCUCCAGUCCCUCCGAACAGUCGAUAUCUCCCCAGCGUUAUCAAUACAAAACGUUGCUCAAAGGCCAAAUUCGACUCAUGACUCUCUUUCCAGGCUCCAGGGGUUCCGACCUCAGAGGGAUAGUUUAUCAUGCUCUGCUCAAUGACCCUGGCAACAACAGGGCACUGUCUUACACUUGGGGGACAGACACCGGGAAUGAUACCAUGUGGACUCCUGGCGGUAUACUGCAACUGACGCCAUCCUUACAUGCCGCGCUUAAUUGCGUCCGGCAUCCGAAAGAGCCGAUGGUUUUGUGGGUCGACGCCCUUUGCAUCAAUCAGGACUCAAAUGAGGAGAAGGAGAAGCAAAUUCGUCUACUCCCUCACAUUUUUCAGCGCUCUACCUGCGUCAUCGCCUUCCUCGGGAGCGAUGACGAUAGCAAUGCAGCAUUGGUGGCCCUCAUGCAAAUACAGGCGGGGGACGAUCCGAUCUGGUUGGCGAUCGGCGCCUUCUUCGAGCGUGCCUGGUUCACGCGAGCUUGGGUAAUUCAAGAAGUUGUUCUAGCCCCUAGCCUUCGGCUUCUCUGCGGUGUGUGGAUCGUGGACUGGAAUGAUCUACACAGCGCUGUUGAAGUGAUUCAGCAAGCAUCCGAUGCUUCAUCCCGCUUUUUCUAUCAACUCCGCCAACAGUGGGCCAACUUCAUCACCCUAGCAGAUCAGCGUGAGCUCGAGGCCAAGAAGACGCGGCUUCCGUUGAUUGAUCUCCUCGAAUAUUUCUGCUACGCCAAGUCCACCCGGCAACGCGAUCACUUCUUCGCCUUGCUGGGACUGGCUAGUGAUGGGCAUCUCUCUGACUACGACCCCGACUACACCUUGGACUUUGAGUCACUCGUCCGGAAGUACGCAUGUUUCCUAGCCAAGAAGAACGGUGUGAUGAGACUACUAUACCGGGCGGGAAUCAGAACCCAACCAGGAAGGUUUCCGUCAUGGAUUCCUAAUUGGACUGAGGUCAAGCAGGGCAGCCUCCAUUCGCUAUUAAGUCGAGAAGCAACAUGGGCCGCUUCCAAGAUCUCGAAGCCCAAGUUCGUAUGCGAUCCUAGCCGGGACGAACUGGAAAUUGACGGCAUCCAAGUGGACGAGAUAUUGUUGACUAGCAAUGCUAGCAACGUGUGGGACAAACUCGGAGCGUACUUCGACGAGGUGGACUCGAUGGUCAGCUCGCUUUCACGCUAUACCAGUGCUGUUAAGGCGGACUUGCAGUGGAAAAUCCCCGUAGCGAGCAUGUCGCUUCCUAGACUAGUAUCAUCAGCUAAUCUCGACAUGCGAGAGUCGUACCAAGCUCUCAGGGCUUUCCUAGUCAUGGACGCAACGGGAAACAGAACUGCUGCUGAACCACUCAGAGUCAAAGCACAGAACUAUCUUUCUGCCCUGCAGGAGAACUUCACUAGUUGGAAGUUUGUGACUACGCAGAAGGGAUUCGGCGGAAUUGCGCCGCCCGGGGUCCGGGAAGGCGACAUCGUCACCGUCUUUCACGGAGGGGCGGUACCCUUUCUGAUCAGAAAGAGCACUAGGCCGGACGCCUACAACUUGAUUGGAGAAUGCUACAUCCACGACAUGAUGUACGGCGAGGCUGCGGGAAUACCAGACAUCUGGACGGGGUGCAUGCGCAUACAUUAG
This is a messenger RNA of Trematosphaeria pertusa, 6579 nucleotides long. RefSeq lists its product as uncharacterized. The transcript is spliced from 10 exons. The record is from RefSeq and is a predicted model, not a curated record. The coding region runs from base 1 to 6579 and encodes 2192 amino acids. Lineage: Eukaryota; Fungi; Ascomycota; Dothideomycetes; Pleosporales; Trematosphaeriaceae.